Molecule: messenger RNA, 3409 nt
Organism: Chelonia mydas (Green sea turtle)
Lineage: Eukaryota; Metazoa; Chordata; Testudines; Cheloniidae
Gene: SOX21
Product: SRY-box transcription factor 21
Exons: 1
Coding region: 1604-2431 (275 amino acids)
Biological process (GO): regulation of DNA-templated transcription; cell differentiation; anatomical structure morphogenesis
Molecular function (GO): RNA polymerase II cis-regulatory region sequence-specific DNA binding; DNA-binding transcription factor activity, RNA polymerase II-specific
Source: RefSeq, a predicted model, not a curated record
GCCGGACGUGGCGGCUCUUCGGAGUUGGGUAAUACUCAGAGGAUGUGUUUCGACACCAACUUAGCUGGCGAGCGCUGCGCAGACUCCGCUUCUGCCCGGCAGGGCAGGCUCUGGUGUCUCCACCCCCCUAACCUGCAGUGAAGUGAAAGGGAGGGGAAUGCUGUUUAAUCAAUGGCUGGGGGUGGGAGCCGGCGCUCCCGCUGGCCCUCCCUCUCACUAGCCCCGCCGGGCCCCACGUUCCCCUGCACGCAGACACACACAAACACACACUGUACAUGCAACACAUAGCCAGCCCUCGUGCACACCCAGAGAGCGCUUUACCUGCCUGCCUCUGGCUGCCGCUGCAGAGGGGCAAAAAGAGCGAGCGCCUGAGACUGCUGCAAGCCACACAGGGGACUUUAUGACCGGCUCCGCUCCUGCCUGGCUGAGAUCGCCGAGCAUUUUAAUCGGAAACCCCCUCGCCCGCUCUUCCCUCCCCCGCCCGCCCCCACGUUAGUCACUCUCUGGCCGGGCAAGCCCCGAGAGCCCGGAGCAGAGGCAGGCGAACAGAGGAGCAGCCGGGCGGGGGGCGAGCGAGCCGGAGCGGAGCUGCCCGGGAGCCCGCAUGAAACUUGGCGAAGUUAGUUGGAAGCUCUGGGAGCCGCCGCCGAGCUCCAAGUUGGAACCUGAUCCCGGGACUCGGCGCUGAGCGGGGCCGCUGGUCCCUGCCCGGCACGGCUCGCGCGCCCGAGGGGCCGCAGCAGGAGGCGUCGCUGAGCGCGGCCCGGAGUGGGGGCCAGUCCCGCCCCCCAGCAGGCGAAGGAGAAGAAGCGAGUAUGUCCGAGGAGAAAGCGGCUCGCAGCGGCUCGCCGGGGGCAGAGAUCUGGCUGUGAGCGGACGGGACCCGGCUGAUCGCCAGCCUCUCGCCAGAGCGGCCCGGGGAGGGAAGCGGACAGCGCCCGCUGCCCCCGCCACACGCCCUGCGCCCGGAGAGCGCCGGCCCGCGGUUCGUUUGCAGGCUCGCGAUGGGAAGGACUCUGUGAUCGUUGCUUGGCUCGCGGCUCGCCUUGCACGGAAGGAAGCCGCCGUGUCUCCCCUGCAGCCCCCGGCCGCUGUCAAAUGACAAGUCCCCGGGCAGAGUCGAGCUAGUGGAAGGGGAAGGGGGGAUGUUUGCACUUUUCCAUUGGUCCCUUUGAACCCGAAUCCAACCCGAGGGGCUGUUGGAGAGAGUUUCAGCAUCCAGCUUGAGAAGAGAAAGAAACUUCGCGGCGCAAAGCAGAGCCCGGGACAGUCUCCUGGCUGGGGGCCAGCUCUGGAGGGAAAGGAAAGCGGUGCACAGGGGACCUGAGGUUUGGGACAUCGCCUUUCAGGGUGCGGAGAGGAGCCCGAGGUUGGGGCCAUCGAGAGCCCAGCAGCCCCCAGGCGCGGGACUUUUCCCCCCGGGAGGCCGAGAGGGAGGAGCGGGCCGAAGUUGGGGCUGCAGUUCCCGGACUCGUUCUGCUGCGGAGCAAAGAUUGAUUUCCUGCGGGCUGCCAGCGGCGGGGGAGAGGUGACCGGGGCAGGCGGCCGGCAGCGCGGGGUGGGCUGCAGCUUGCAGCAGCUGCAGGGCUUGCCGGGGGCCAGCAUGUCCAAGCCGGUGGAUCAUGUCAAGAGGCCCAUGAACGCCUUCAUGGUGUGGUCCCGGGCGCAGCGCCGGAAGAUGGCCCAGGAGAACCCCAAGAUGCACAACUCGGAGAUCAGCAAGCGCCUGGGGGCCGAGUGGAAGCUGCUCACCGAGGCGGAGAAGCGGCCCUUCAUCGACGAGGCCAAGCGGCUGCGGGCCAUGCACAUGAAGGAGCAUCCCGACUACAAGUACCGGCCCCGCCGGAAGCCCAAGACCCUGCUCAAGAAGGACAAGUUCGCCUUCCCGGUGCCCUACGGCCUGGCGGACCCCGACCACCCGCACGGGCUGAAGGCGGCCGGGCUGCACGGCGGGGCCGGCGGGGGCCUGGUGCCCGACUCCCUGCUGGCCAACCCGGAGAAAGCGGCCGCCGCCGCAGCCGCCGCAGCCGCCCGGGUCUUCUUCCCCCAGUCGGCGGCCGCCGCCGCCGCAGCCGCCGCCGCCGCGGCCGCCAGCAGCCCCUACUCGCUGCUGGACCUGGGCUCCAAAAUGGCAGAGCUCUCGUCGUCCUCCUCCGCCUCGGCGCUGCCCUACGCCUCCUCCUUGGCCUACCCCAGCGCCGCGGGAGCCGGCGCCUUCCACGGGGCCGCCGCCGCCGCAGCUGCCGCCGCCGCCGCCGGGGGGCACACUCACUCGCACCCGUCCCCGGGCAACCCGGGCUACAUGAUCCCCUGCAACUGCAGCGCCUGGCCCAGCCCGGGCCUCCAGCCGCCCCUCGCCUACAUCCUGCUGCCCGGCAUGGGCAAGCCCCAGCUGGACCCGUACCCGGCAGCCUACGCGGCGGCGCUAUGACAUCUCGGCCGUGCGGCCAGAGCCGAGCGGCGGACUCCCAGCCUCGGCUCCCGGGAGAGCCGCCUGGGGCCAGGUGCGGAGGGCUGGGCGCCGGCAGCUGCGGACCCGCCGCCCGGGAAGGGGCAAGGGCGGGAUGGGGGCGAGUGUCGGUGUAAACGGGAGCGUUUCAGCCCUGCGCUCCUGCCGCAAGCUUCUCUCUGCUCCAGCAGCAGGUGGUGCCUGUCCGGCCAUCCUCGGACCUGUUGCGUGUUGCCCACAGACAUCACUGAGAAGAAACUCCCUAGCUGGAGGUGGCUCGCCCAUCUGCCUCCCUUUUUUUAGAAUUGGUGUGUGUUGCAUGCAGCCUUUGCAGAUACCUGAGCUGAAAGGGCUUGUUCUUCACAGGCCCUGGAAACGUCAUUCUCUCACUGGUUUCUCCCUACGUGCAUCUUCCUUUGCCUGCCUUGUCUCCCCUCCCGCCCCCCAAAUCUGUGCUAUUUGAACUUCUCCAAAACGUCCUCACUCCAACACCACCACCGCCAAAAAAGGGGCAAAUUGUUGACAGAACGGAGGGACAAAUCUGGCGUUUGGAUCUGAAAGGUUUCCUCCGUUUUGUAUCAAGUCCUAUGCGAAUGGGAGCAGGAAACACAAAAAGAAAUAGACUGUAAAGUGAAAUACUGUCCGUCUGAUCUCCCCAACCCCCGGCCCCCUCCCCCUUUUCCCCCUUAACGUAUCCCACAGGACUUCCUGAAGUCCUCUCCUAUGGGACACUCAUACAAAUUGCAUUCUUAAUGUACAACCUGUGUCUCUUAUUUUCCCGAUCCUUAGGUCCCACGUUAAGACUGUAAAUUUGUAAAUUUCUGUGGAAAAGUUAGCUCUUUGAUUGAAAAUAUGUUGCUUCCUUUGCCCACAUUUGAGUCAGUUUUAGACUCAAAAAAAAAAAAAAAAAGAAAAAGAAAAAAAGAAAAGAAAAGAAAAGAAAAGGAACGCCUUUCAGAG